AUGACCACGCGAUUUAAGAAGAACAGGAAGAAGCGUGGCCACGUGAGCGCCGGCCAUGGCCGCAUUGGGAAGCACAGGAAGCAUCCUGGUGGUCGCGGAAACGCUGGAGGCAUGCACCACCACCGCAUCCUAUUCGACAAGUAUCACCCUGGUUACUUUGGCAAGGUCGGUAUGAGGUACUUCCACAAGCUCCGCAACAAGUUCUACUGCCCUAUCGUCAACAUCGACAAGCUGUGGUCUCUCGUACCUCAGGAAGUCAAGGACAAGGCCUCCCCCAGCAAUGCCCCCAUGAUCGAUGUUACUCAGUUUGGCUACUUUAAGGUGUUGGGCAAGGGCGUGUUGCCGCCUUCGCAGCCUGUUGUUGUGAAGGCCAAGCUCGUCUCAAAGAUCGCCGAGAAGAAGAUCAAGGAGGCUGGUGGCGCCGUUGUGCUCACCGCUUAG
Molecule: messenger RNA, 441 nt
Organism: Thlaspi arvense
Lineage: Eukaryota; Viridiplantae; Streptophyta; Magnoliopsida; Brassicales; Brassicaceae
Source: the annotation of a GenBank genome assembly